AAAGUUUUCUGCCUUGUUUUGUAGGUAAAAUGCUUCUGAUAUGUGAAAUCACCUCCUGUACAGACUAGAUGGAACCAAGGAACAAUGUAACUUAUUUCAUCCUCCUGGGCCUCACAAAGAAUCCAAAGGAGCAGAAAGUCCUUUUUGUUAUGUUCUUGCUCUUCUACAUUUUGACCAUGUUGGGCAACCUGCUCAUUAUUGUGACUAUAACUGUCAGUAAGACCCUGAAGUCACCAAUGUACUUCUUUCUUGCUAGCUUAUCAUUUAUGGAUGCCACUUAUUCAUCUUCUUUUACCCCCAGAUUGAUUUCAGACUUAUUCUUUGGGGAAAACACCAUAUCCUUUGAAUCUUGCAUGACUCAGCUGUUUACAGAGCAUAUUUUUGGUGGAUCAGAGGUCUUCCUUCUGUUGGUGAUGGCCUAUGACCGCUACGUGGCCAUCUGUAAGCCCUUGCAUUAUUUGGUUAUCAUGAGGCAAAGGGUGUGUGUUGUGCUGGUGGUGGUGUCUUGUGUUGGAGGUUUUCUGCACUCAGUUAUUCAAGUUAGCACUGUUUAUGGGCUCCCAUUCUGUGGCCCCAAUGUCAUUGAUCACUUUAUCUGUGAUGUGUACCCCUUAUUGAAACUCGUCUGCACUGACACGUAUGUCAUUGGCCUCAUUGUAGUGGCUAAUGGAGGACUGAUCUGCACUAUUGUGUUUCUGCUCUUACUCAUCUCGUAUGGAGUCAUCUUGCACUCUCUAAAGAACCUGAGUCAGGAAGGGAGGCGGAAAGCUCUCCAGACCUGUGGUUCCCACAUCACUGUGGUUGUCUGCUUUUUUGUUCCCUGUAUUUUCAUAUACGUGAGACCCGCUAAGACUUUCCCCAUUGAUAAAUCAUUAAGUGUAUUUUUUACAGUCAUCACUCCUAUGCUGAACCCUUUAAUCUACAGUCUAAGAAAUUCUGAGAUGACUAAUGCUAUGAAGAAGCUCUGGAGAAAAAAUGGCAGGUCAAGUAUUGAAUAAGUGCAUUAUUCAUCAUGAAGAAACUAAUUUAGCCUUAGGGCC
Molecule: messenger RNA, 1040 nt
Organism: Vicugna pacos (alpaca)
Lineage: Eukaryota; Metazoa; Chordata; Mammalia; Artiodactyla; Camelidae
Product: olfactory receptor 4A47-like
Biological process (GO): G protein-coupled receptor signaling pathway
Cellular component (GO): membrane
Molecular function (GO): olfactory receptor activity; G protein-coupled receptor activity
Source: RefSeq, a predicted model, not a curated record